GAGUUCUGCACUAAACUCUCCUCCUCCUUCCUUCCCUCUCCCUCCCUCACUGAAUGUGUGUGUGUGUUGGUGCUCCCCAGCUUUAAAAGGUACGCUGCUGUCUCGAGGGCGCUGUCCUGCAGAGGAGCUCGAGUCCGAGAAAGAGACAGACGAAACCGAAGACUUGGCCUCGCCUCCCCCCAGGCUCCGUCUUCUCUGUUUAAGCUGUAAUCAUGAGCAAAAACCUGCUGAAGAAUCCCAGCGGGGAAGACCAGCUGGAAUUCUGGGAAAUGACAAUGAACGGCGGGAGCGAGUGGAAGGUGGAGGACAUGCCGGGAGACUGCAGCUACAACUUCCCCAUGGACGGAGUGACCACCUACUUUGCAACUUCCUUUGAGCUGUGUUUGAAGAGACAGGUGAUCGAUCUGUUACAGGAGGGUUACUCCAGCGAACAGCUGGACGCUCAGCCGGCCGUCACAGUGGAAGACUGGUACUGCGGGAGGACGGAUUGUGGCUGCACCUACGAGAUGACCGCGUGUCUGCUGGAUGAGAACAAAGAGGUCAUACAGGAGUUCAAACCCCAGCCGGUGACCCUCGACCCUGAUUGUGACGACUGCUCAUGGAAGCAGGUCAGCCACACGUUUAGCGACUACGGGCCUGGGAUGCGUUUCAUCACCUUUGAACACGGUGGACAAGACACCAAGUACUGGGAAGGUUGGUAUGGAGUCCGAGUCACCGCGAGCUCCGUCACAGUCGACGUCUGAGUGGGACAAAGCAGACGGCACUAAAGUUGUUUUGACGGUUUGAGUAGAGGAGGAAGGCGGAGAACUGGAGGAGCAUGGCUUUCAUCAUCAGGAGGUUUAAUCAUGCAUAUAUUGCUAAAGCUACUAUUAAUACAGUACUGACAGAAAUAACAUGUGGCUACAGCGGCUUUACUAACUUUCCAAUAUUAAAAUGACAGCUUGCGACAAUCUAAUAGUUGGUUGGGUGGAGGUGGUGUUACACCCAAAUGGAAUUAAAAUGACACAUGCGCAAUCAUACCACUGCCUGUUUAUUCAAGCUGGAGCUUCUAUUCGAGGAUAUGAAUGUUAUUUUUUUCUUACUUUGUGAUCAGUGGAGACUAAAUACAUGUACUAGGGGUAAUCGAGAUUUUACAGGUAUCGUAGUUUACGCCAGUAUUCCCAUCUUAUGCCACUUUAUACUUGACAAUACAGAGACGUGGAGAGAGAACGACAGGAUGAUACUGUGACAUCUCAAAUAUGUAAUCCAAGCAUAUUGGGUUUUAAAAGGUUUGCCCCCGCAGAGUACUCGUGUACAGUCUGAAGGGCCGCAAUCCACAUUGUUGUUAAUCCAACAUACAUCAGUGUAUAAAAUUACAUACACAAAAUCCAGCUGUCCAUCUUUUUUCUUCCAUAUUAGAAAUAUUAGUAAACUCAGACCUGUGGUAUCAAUUGCUGAACUUGUGAUGAUCUGACAUGCAUUCAUCUGAUCAUGCAUUGAUUACUGUGUAGCUGCUCUUAACCGUUAGCAGGUCGUUCAAAACGCUGCAGCCGAAUUAUUCACCAGGAAAAAAUAUCCACAAUGUCACGUGCUGUACUCCCAUCUCUCCACUGGCUCCGUUUAGCUUUUAGGAUACAGUUCCAAAUUCUCACCUUGACUUACACGGCACUCCACAGUCAGGCCCCCGCAUAUAGUACCUGAUCUACUACACCCCAAAUCACGCGCUCAUACCCUCAGGGGCCCACGGUCUUCUGUCAGAUCACCAUCAACAUUCGAAAUGAAGACAUGAUCAACUAUCGUUAAAACAUUUAGAUCAAUGAAUGGCUCUCCUAGGGGAGAUGAAGAUUGGAAGCUUUCUGCAGGUGGGGGUCAUGUCUACUUUUGGGGUAGUGAAGUGGUACCCCAAACAGCGUACCUAUGAGCUGUGAUACUCUGAUACUGGUAUUAGCCAUUAUGCUGUCUCUAUGGAAUAAACUGUUCAUACAGCAAUAAAGUUGUGUUCUUGGAACUUAAUGUUACAAGUUUAAAUUAUUUGAUCAACUUUUGUUAUGACAUUAGUUGGCAUGUUAGGACAAGAUACUUGCAUAUAUUGUGAGAAUUGGUUAAUUAUAGGAAACCUUUUUCUUUAGGCUCCACUUUGUAAAUAACACACCAGGAUUAUUUAUCCCUUCAUCCGAGGGGUGAAUUUUUGUGUGAACAAAGGUUAGUUACGGGAAUCCUUAUUAACUUCCUCUCAUCAGUAAAACAAGCAGUUUGUAAACAUUUCAAUGUUGGAUGUCACAUGUUUCAGUGACAAACCUGUGGUGACCCCCCCCAAGUGUCUCGACCGGUUUGGAAAGAACUGUUCUGUAAUCACUACUUCAUCCAAGGGUCUUAAAACCUGAAAGACUUGCCAAAAAAUGAUAAAUACCAUAAAUCUAUUAAAGGGAUCUGACUACUUCCUGGAUGCACUGUAGCUACGGGUGGGAACUCAACUGUCUUAACAAUCCCAACUAGUUUUGCGUUAUUACAGCAUCAAAUGAGCAUUUUGUGAGAAGUGUUUGCCUUUAAAGAGAAAAUAUGAAAAACUAAACUGAGACUGAUCAGGUGCACUGUACUUGCUGUAAUGAAAUCCAUUUCAUCUCCAUUAGGCGCUCUUUGAGUCAUUAAAGAUGAUUGUAUGAGAACUUUA
Molecule: messenger RNA, 2650 nt
Organism: Pungitius pungitius (ninespine stickleback)
Lineage: Eukaryota; Metazoa; Chordata; Actinopteri; Perciformes; Gasterosteidae
Gene: fbxo2
Product: F-box protein 2
Exons: 6
Coding region: 213-743 (176 amino acids)
Biological process (GO): glycoprotein catabolic process; SCF-dependent proteasomal ubiquitin-dependent protein catabolic process
Cellular component (GO): cytoplasm; SCF ubiquitin ligase complex
Molecular function (GO): ubiquitin protein ligase activity
Source: RefSeq, a predicted model, not a curated record